Molecule: messenger RNA, 4549 nt
Organism: Xiphophorus maculatus (southern platyfish)
Lineage: Eukaryota; Metazoa; Chordata; Actinopteri; Cyprinodontiformes; Poeciliidae
Gene: mboat2b
Product: lysophospholipid acyltransferase 2-like
Exons: 13
Coding region: 150-1667 (505 amino acids)
Biological process (GO): lipid modification
Cellular component (GO): membrane
Molecular function (GO): acyltransferase activity
Source: RefSeq, a predicted model, not a curated record
GCUCCGAGGGAGGAGGGGGAGCAGACAGACAGGGUGAGGAGGAGGAGGAGCAGGAAGAAGAGGACGACGUUCAGGCAGACUAACAGAGCAGCCUCCCGGUGGAUUACGGAGCUGCUGCAGCCGGAACCCCAAGCAGCGCAGCCGGAGCCAUGGCCGACGAAAGCACCCGAACCACGGCCUGCACCGGCUCCAGCCUCCUGCAGCCGGUCAGCGAGAUGACCAACCUGCCGCUGGACCAGGUCAACUUCGUGGUGUGUCAGCUCUGUGCUCUGAUCUCAGCCUUCUGGUUUCGUCUCUUCCUCCAUCCCAGUAAAACCAGUCCUUUCAUUAGACAUGUGGUGGCAACUGUGCUGGGGCUCUACUUCGCCCUGUUCUGCUUCGGCUGGUAUGCGCUUCACUUCCUGCUUCAGAGCGGACUCACCUACGGCAUCAUGAUCCUGACCGGAGUGGAGCACAUGCACAAGUAUUGCCUCGUGGUGGCUCUCAGCUACCUGAGUCUGUGCCAGAUCACUCGAGUCUACGUCUUUGACUACGGCAUGUACUCUGCUGACUUCACAGGUCCCAUGAUGGUGAUAACUCAGAAGAUCACAAGCCUGGCCUUUGAGAUCCAUGAUGGAAUGGCUAGGAAGGAAGAACAUCUGACCGCAGGACAGAAGAUUUUAGCCAUAAGGCGAAUGCCGAGCCUUCUCGAGUAUUUCAGCUACAAUUGUAACUUCAUGGGGAUUCUGGCCGGUCCAACCUGCUCUUACAACGACUACAUUGCCUUCAUCGAGGGGAAACCGUAUCGCCACCGAGAACAAGAGGCCGACAAGUCCAAGACCAGACUGGGUCAAGGCGAGCCAUCGCCAAACAUGGAGGUGGUUCGUAAAGUGGCCACCUCCUUCUUCUGCCUGCUGGUCUUCCUGUCAGUGUGUAAAGUAUUUCCAGUGGAGCGAAACAUCGAGGACGACUUCAUUGCCAACACGCCGUUCUAUGCUCAGGUGGUCUACCUGUACCUCUCCAUGCUAACCACACGACCCAAGUAUUACUUUGUCUGGACACUCGCUGAUGCCAUCAACAAUGCUGCCGGCUUUGGUUUUAACGGCUAUGACAGUAAUGGCGCACCCCGCUGGGACCUGAUCUCCAACCUGAGGAUACUCAACAUUGAGCUUGCCACUAGUUUCAAAGUUUUUCUUGACAACUGGAACAUUCAGACGGUGCAAUGGCUCAAAAGGGUUUGUUACGAGCGAUGUCCCUACCACCCAACAGCAGCCACGUUCAUCCUGUCCGCCAUGUGGCACGGCGCCUAUCCAGGAUACUACCUAACCUUCCUGACUGGCAUAGUUGUCACUCUGGCGGCCAGAGCGGUGAGACACAAAGUUCGGCCCCACUUCCUGCAUUCUGCGGCCCACAAACUGUUGUAUGAUGUCAUCACGUGGGCAGCCACUCAGAUCGCCAUCUGCUACACGGUGGUGCCUUUUGUCCUGCUGUCUGUGGGCCCGUCCCUAAAGUUUUACAGAUCGUGGUACUUCAGCCUCCACGUCAUAUGCAUCCUCUUGGCUGUAGCGCUGCCGGUCAAACCCAGACAUUUGCGCCUCAAAGAGCAGCAGAAAAGCUGCUCCCAGGAUGCAGGCCUGAAGCCCCUGGAGGCUGCAGAGACCCACAGUCACAAAGAGAAAGCCUCCUGAGGCCGGGGCCAAAAGCAUCUUGUAAAUUUCCAUGGACUUGUGUGGGAGGAUGUGAAGCCGGACGGACCCAGUGAUGCUCCUGCUGGACUAGGUACAGAAAAAAGGCCAAACCUGAUUAAUUUGGAUUCAGUGGGGGAUAAAAGUGAAAGCAGGCUCUGGGUUUCUUUUUUUUUCUUAAAGGAAUCUUGACUGCCAGAAAUGACAGCAAACAGACUCAGAAAAACCUGCCAUGUUUAAGAAUAUAAAUACCUAAUGUGAGUUUACAUGGGAGACCUGCGUGUGAUCAGUGCAAACUGCCUGAACUACCAUGAUUUUAAACCAACUCCCUUUUCUUACUUGUCAGAAACUUGUGGAUUAAGGAGGAAAUAUAUGAUGAUAUGAAGAGAUUUGAAAAGAAAAAGAGGUGAAAAGCUGGAAUACACAAUUUGAUGACAACAGGGGUUGUGUGAAUAAAAGUCAGACUGAUUAAAGGAAAGCUAUUAAAUAUUUUACAGAAGUUAGUUUUGAAAAAAGUGCCAAUGUUUGUUCACUCAGUCACCUUAUUUGUUCUAAAAAAAGAGAAAAGUCUUGAUGUGUUUACAUGUGUAACUUUGGUUUAAAUCUUACUGAUGUGUUUCAUUCCAAAAAAAGAUGUGGUUUGAUAAGCAGAAGAUAAACAGCUUUACAAAACCUUCAGAAAUGAGCAGAAAAUGGUUUUCCUUUAAAGUUUGAUGAUUUUUUACAUAUUUUCCUUUCCAGUUGGUUUUGGGCUUGUAGCUCAGGAUGGUAAUAUUUUAUUCCUUUACAGCUUAUAGUUUGUCACAUCAUUCAGACUCUCAUUAUGUCAUUUAGCUCAGACACUGGAGAGGAAAAGCUGCUUGGCCUUGCAGCCAAUUAUUGUGGAUAAAACGAUAGACAUAAAAGAGUAGAAACUACGGCUCUGUAAAAGACAUAUUGUGAGUGGCAUUUUGAAACACUUGAAAGAUUUUACAGCGACCCUUUUGAACAGCACAUAUAUUUCUGGAGAAACAAAAUAGAUACAGUUUUGUUGUUAUGACAAAAACUAAAUAAUUAAGUGGUCUGUUAUGUUUUAAGAGGUAAAUUAAUGUAGAUCUAAGUGCGUUUGUGUUUCAUAGUGAUUUAGCUUAUUCUGAUUUGCAGAUAUUUUUGCCAGUAAUACUAAAUAAGUGUUUCAUUGUGUGUAAAACAAUUUAAUUUGUAAUUUUGCUGAAUGAAAUAUCAGGAUUUUAUUUUGAACAUUCAGUUUGCACACACAGUUCUAAUAAUUAUCAAGGAGACCGUGCCACUCACAAUAUGGAGGACGCACAGUCUGGUUACCCUUCUAUGUUUUUUGGUCACAAAUGCUGAAGAAAAGUUUAGAGAUUUUGUUUUGUUUUUUGUUUUCAUCACAACCUGACUGAAUUAGAAUAACAUUAGAAAAAUCUUUAUUGACAACAAUACAGUCAGAUUUUUGUAUAAAACAUAAGGAUUUGGCACUGUGGUGAGAUUCUAGGUUGUCUGGCUCCGUCAUGUGAUAGAAUAUGACCUUUAAAGAUAAAACAGAAAAUAUUCCGUAUUGGUUCGGUUUUAAAUCUGAAUUGCAGAAAAUAUAUCAUUUUUGACAGGGCUGUUAAAUCCAACUACAAAGAUGCUACAGCUAGGUGGGUUUUGCUAACUGAAUAAAUUUCCACCUGCAAAACAGAAGAUAUGAGAAAUGAAAUAGUAUUUGACCAUAAAGUAAGUUUGAUGAGACAAAAGUGACAUAAAACAGUAUUAUAGCAGUUGAUUUACAAUAAUCUCACACUGGAAGUAGCGAUAAAAAGCUUGUAGCUUUAAAUAAAUUAGUUUUUCCAUCAAGGCUACAACAGUGUUUCACUUCCUGAAUGCCCAGUUUCUACAUUUGUUUAAGUUUAGAUGAGUGUUGGCUGUGAGUAAAGCUGUAGCCAUGAUUUUUAUAGGUUCUUCUAUGUUCCAUCAAUGUUUUCUUUGGGAGAUUAAAAAAAAACAGCUUAAGGAAAGUUUACCUAACCUUCAUUGUUUUGUUCAAUUUAAAAAAUCAGUAUUGAACUGUUUGCUUUAAUGUUAGCUAGUGGUUUAAUUUAGUUAUAGCUGCUCAUAUUUUGAGUUAUGUACCAAACUGAUCCAUGUGUAAAUUUAAUCACCAAUAUUUUUGUUGUUUAAUUUAUUUAAACACUGAGUGUAGCUGAAAAAUUGUGCUGGAAUAGCUACUUUGUGUUUACUUUUGAGCUUCAAGCUUGCUAAUUGUUAGCUAACUGUACAUCAAGGGAGCUAGCUAAAACUGUGUUCAAAUAAAAACCAACAAAUAUUUGUCCUGCACUCCCUCACCUUAAAAUUUGAUAAAAAAAAAUAAACAGUAAUAAACUGUUCUCUCAUUAAAUGUUCUUGAGUUGAGUUGGUUAUAGUUGUUAGUUUGGCUUUUGAAGACAAAAAUUAGCUGGUUUUCUAACUUCAAACUUUCAAGACAACUGGAGCACAGCAGGAAUCAAACAAGACAUUUAUAUAAAGUUGCUGUAAAUGUUCUCUUCCAUCAAACUUCUGGUUUUAGUUUAUCUAAACAAUUUAAUCUCAUUUUUCCGUCCAAACUACUCUGAGUAUUAACAGUCAGCAGUUCUGCCGAUCAGUAAAAAUCAGUGUUCUCUUUGCCUCUUUUCUUCUAAAACACAGAAAAAUCUGAAUCUUUGUUUUUGUAUUUGUUCUACAGUUGUAUUCCUAGUUUUAGGUUUCUGCCAUAACACCUGGUUGAAAAGAUGUGACUGCUAACGAACAUGUUUAUGUAAAACAGUGAUUAAAAACCAGCCACCUAUCUUUGUAGUUUUGACAUGUUUGUUUUGACUGUUUAUUUUAUUUGGUUUAUUUUGUAAAUUAUGUGAAUAAAUGUUGGA